UAAAGUAAAGCGCGACGCUUUCUUGAGGUACGGACUGGAGAAUACCAUGCCAUCGACGCGUUGAGCGCAUUUACGGCUUCAUACGGGCGUUUUGCACAGGAAAAUAAAGCGAUAUCUCCGAAUCCGCCUGCGAUACGCACAGAGAGGCUCUACAAAACCCAACUGUGGAUGUAACUGUUGCACUUUGAACACAGACAUGAACCACUGAGACAGCAAAAGAAGAAAAAGCCUGGAAUACGCUUGAGGGAAGAGCUUUGUCUCAUUCCCCCCUCCACAUUAGAAGGUUUGGAAUCAUGAGGUCCUUGUGGCUGCUGGUAUUUUCCGUCUCUGUUUUGACCGGGACCAACAUGGCGUUUCCCAAGACUCCUACUGAACCCCCUGAAGUCUCCGGGAGCUUCAGGGUUAAAGACACGAGCCUCACGCACCUCACCGUGCACCACAAGACUGGCGAGGUGUUCAUCGGCGCGAUAAACCGAGUCUACAGGCUCUCCGCCAAUCUGACCGAAAUGCGCUCGCACCAAACGGGUCCCGUGGAGGACAACGCCAAGUGCUACCCGCCCCCCAGCGUACGACCAUGCACGCAGAAACUGGAAUCCACAGACAACGUCAACAAAUUGCUGCUGGUUGAUUAUGCUGGCAACCGUCUGGUGGCUUGUGGAAGCAUCUGGCAGGGCGUGUGCCAGUUCCUGCGGCUGGAAGAUCUCUUCAAGCUUGGUGAACCACAUCACCGUAAAGAACACUACCUCUCAGGAGCCAAAGAGCCAGAUGGGAUGGCUGGAGUUGUGGUGGGCGAUGACGACGGAGACUUGAAGAAGAAAAAGAAAGGUGACAGCCGCCUCUUCAUCGGCGCUGCCAUCGAUGGCAAAUCUGAGUAUUUCCCAACCCUAUCCAGCCGUAAACUGGUGGCAGAUGAGGAGAAAAUGGAAAUGUUCAGCUUGGUUUACCAAGAUGAGUUUGUGUCCUCUCAAAUCAAGAUACCUUCAGACACCCUGUCUCAAUAUCCCGCAUUCGACAUUUACUACGUUUACGGGUUCUCCAGCCGCACUUACAUCUAUUUCCUCACUUUGCAACUGGAUACCCAGCUCACCCAGGUUGAUGCGACGGGUGAGAAGUUCUUUACCUCAAAAAUCGUCCGGAUGUGCUCCAAUGACACCGAGUUCUACUCCUACGUCGAGUUCCCACUUGGGUGCACCAAGGAUGGCGUGGAAUACCGACUUGUCCAAGCCGCCUACAAGCACCGUCCUGGGAAGUUUCUGGCCCAGGCUCUCGGCCUUUCUGAGGACGAGGAUGUCUUGUUUGUGAUCUUCUCCCAGGGUCAGAAGAACAGGGCUAACCCACCGAGAGAAACAGUGCUGUGCUUUUUCACGCUGCACCAGAUCAACCUGGCCAUGAGAGAGAGGAUCAAGUCGUGUUACCGCGGGGAAGGAAAGCUGUCUCUGCCAUGGUUGCUCAACAAGGAACUGCCUUGUAUUAAUACGCCCAAGCAGAUUGGCGAUGAUUUCUGUGGCCUGGUUCUGAACCAGCCUCUCGGAGGACUGAGGGUCAUUGAGGGCACUCCUCUGUUUGACGACCGCACUGACGGUAUGGCGUCCGUGGCCGCGUACACUUACGGAGGUCAUUCGGUGGUGUUCGUGGGGACUCGCAGUGGCCACCUCAAGAAGAUUCGAGUGGAUGGUAUACCGCCGCCUUCGGAGAACGCUCUGCUGUAUGAGACGGUCCCCGUCGUGGAGGGAAGCCCGAUUCUCCGUGACAUGGUGUUCAGUCCUGAUUAUCAGUACAUCUAUCUGCUGAGCGACAAACAGGUGAGUCGUCUGCCUGUGGAGAGCUGUUCUCAGUACAGCAGCUGUAAGACGUGUCUGGGUUCAGGAGAUCCUCACUGCGGCUGGUGUGUCCUGCAUAACAAGUGCUCCAGAAAGGAAGCCUGCGAGAAGUGGGCCGAGCCGCUUCACUUCAGUACGGAACUGAAACAGUGUGUCGACAUCACUGUCACUCCUGAUAACAUGUCCGUGACCUCUGCUUCCACACAGCUGAGUGUGAAGGUAGCUAACGUCCCGAACCUCUCCGCUGGGGUGACGUGUGUGUUUGAGGAGCUAACGGAGAGUCCAGGAGAAGUGCUGGCCAACGGACAAAUCCUCUGCAUGUCCCCAUCCCUGCGGGACGUCCCAUCUGUCACCCAGGGAUACGGCGAUAAACGGGUCGUGAAGCUCUCUCUGAAGUCCAAAGAGACGGGUCUCAAAUUCAUCUCCACCAAUUUCAUCUUCUACAACUGCAGCGUCUUGCAAUCGUGUUCGUCGUGUGUUAGCAGCCCUUUCCCCUGCAACUGGUGUAAAUAUCGCCACAUCUGCACUAAUAACGUUGCCGAGUGCUCUUUCCAGGAAGGUCGCGUGAGCAGCGCAGAGGGUUGCCCGCAGAUUCUGCCUAGCAGCGACAUCCUGGUACCGGCGGGGAUCAUUCGGCCAAUCACACUGCGAGCUCGGAACUUGCCCCAGCCUCAGUCGGGACAAAAGAACUAUGAGUGCGUCUUUAAAAUCCAGGGCAAAGUUCAGCGUAUUCCCGCGGUCCGUUUUAACAGCUCCUGCAUCCAGUGCCAGAACACUUCGUACUGGUAUGAAGGGAAUGAGAUGGGAGACCUGCCUGUGGAUUUCUCCAUCGUAUGGGACGGUGACUUUCCCAUCGACAAGCCGUCAUCCAUGCGAGCUCUCCUGUAUAAGUGUGAAGCUCAGAGGGACAGCUGUGGACUCUGUCUGAAGGCAGACAGCAUGUUUGAGUGUGGCUGGUGUUUAGCCGAUAAGAAGUGUCUCCUGAAGCAACACUGUCCAUCACCCGAACACAACUGGAUGCAUCAGGGACGCCGCAACGUACGCUGCAGCCAUCCCCGAAUCACUAAGAUCCGGCCACUGACGGGGCCGAAGGAGGGCGGCACACGCGUGACCAUCGAAGGAGAGAAUCUGGGGCUGCAGGUUCGAGAGAUCACGCAUGUGCGUGUGGCGGGAGUUCGCUGCAACCCUGCUGCGUCUGAAUACAUCAGCGCUGAGAGGAUCGUGUGUGAUAUGGAGGAAUCUCUGAUGUCGAGUCCCCCUGGUGGUCCGGUGGAGCUGUGUAUCGGUGACUGCAGCGCUGAGUAUCGAACCCAGUCGUCUCAGAUGUACUCUUUUGUGGUACGUCCUCUGCUUCUUUGUUUAGGAAAGGGACAAUGUUAUCUUAAGACAUCUUGGCUGUCUCUGAAACUUGAAGAAUGUUGCUUUAUCAGGAGAACUGUGCGUGAGAUAGUGUGUGUGACGCCACCCUCAGCAUCAGGUUCUGGUACUUCAUCCGUCAAGCUGUUCAUUGACAAGGCCGAAGUCACCAGCGUUACGCAUUACAUUUACACCGAAGAUCCAACCAUUUCCAGCGUGGAGCCCAACUGGAGCAUCAUUAAUGGCAGCACCACCCUCACGGUCACAGGAACCAAUCUGCUAACCAUUCAGGAACCCAAAGUCCGAGCCAAAUAUGGAGGAGUGGAGACCACAAACGUUUGUACGUUGGUGAAUGACUCUGUCAUGACUUGCUUGGCUCCGGGCAUCAUCUACACCAAACGCCAGGUUCCAGAUUGCGGAGUUCAUCCGGAUGAGUUCGGCUUCAUCCUGGACCAUGUGUCCGCCCUCCUCAUCCUCAAUGGAACUCCUUUCACAUACUAUCCAAACCCCACCUUUGAUCCCCUUGGGAAUGCUGGGAUUCUGGAGGUCAAACCAGGAUCGCCCAUCAUCUUGAAGGGCAAGAACCUCAUGCCUCCUGCUCCUGGCAACGCCCGCCUGAAUUACAGCGUGAUGAUUGGAGAAACGCCCUGUCUGUUAACCGUCUCGGAAUCUCAGCUGCUCUGUGAUUCACCGGAUCUGACCGGAGAACAGCGAGUGAUGAUUCUCGUGGGCGGCCUGGAAUAUUCUCCUGGAAUGCUUCACAUCUAUUCCGACAGCACUCUCACGCUGCCUGCCAUCAUCGGGAUCGGAGCCGGCGGCGGCGUCCUCCUCAUCGCCAUCAUCGCCGUACUCAUCGCCUACAAGCGCAAGACGCGGGACGCCGACCGCACGCUCAAACGCCUACAGUUGCAGAUGGACAAUCUGGAGUCCCGUGUCGCGCUGGAGUGCAAGGAAGCAUUCGCUGAGCUGCAGACAGACAUCCAAGAGCUGACAAACGACAUGGACGGUGUGAAAAUCCCUUUCCUGGAGUAUCGUACCUACACCAUGAGAGUGAUGUUCCCUGGCAUCGAAGAACACCCGGUUCUAAAGGAGCUGGACUCUCCGGCUAAUGUGGAGAAGGCCCUGCGCUUGUUCAGUCAACUGCUGCACAACAAGAUGUUCCUGCUGACCUUCAUCCACACGCUGGAGGCUCAAAGGUCCUUCUCCAUGCGGGAUCGCGGCAAUGUGGCCUCCCUCCUCAUGGCGGCACUGCAGGGACGGAUGGAGUAUGCCACUGUGGUUCUCAAACAGCUUCUUGCUGACCUGAUCGAAAAGAACCUGGAGAACCGUAACCAUCCCAAACUACUGCUUAGACGAACUGAGUCUGUGGCUGAGAAGAUGCUCACUAACUGGUUCACGUUCCUCCUGCACCGCUUCCUCAAGGAGUGUGCUGGCGAGCCUCUGUUUAUGCUCUACUGUGCUAUAAAACAGCAGAUGGAAAAAGGUCCCAUAGACGCCAUCACAGGAGAGGCCAGAUACUCCCUGAGCGAAGACAAGCUCAUCCGACAGCAAAUCGACUACAAGCAGCUGACGCUCAUGUGUAUUCCUCCGGAGGGAGAGGCCGGUACAGAAAUCCCUGUUAAGGUGCUAAACUGUGACACGAUCACUCAGGUGAAGGACAAGCUGCUAGAUGCUGUUUACAAAGGCAUCCCGUACUCACAGCGCCCACAGGCCGACGACAUGGACCUGGAAUGGCGGCAGGGUCGACUGACCAGAAUCAUCCUCCAAGAUGAAGACGUCACCACAAAGAUCGAGAGCGACUGGAAGAGAUUGAACACACUGGCGCACUACCAGGUGACAGAUGGGUCUUUGGUGGCUUUGGUUCAGAAGCAAGUAUCCGCUUACAACAUCGCCAACUCCUUCACGUUCACUCGCUCUCUCAGUCGAUACGAGAGCCUGCUGAGGACGUCUAGUAGUCCAGACAGCCUUCGAUCCAGGGCUCCCAUGAUCACACCUGACCAAGAGACGGGCACCAAACUCUGGCACCUGGUGAAGAACCAUGAGCACGCAGACCAGCGGGAGGGAGAUCGUGGGAGCAAGAUGGUGUCUGAGAUUUACCUCACACGCUUACUGGCUACCAAGGGCACACUGCAGAAGUUUGUGGACGAUCUUUUUGAGACGGUGUUCAGUACGGCCCAUCGCGGCAGCGCUCUCCCGCUGGCCAUCAAAUACAUGUUUGAUUUCCUGGAUGAGCAAGCAGACAAGAGACAGAUCACCGACCCGGACGUACGGCACACCUGGAAGAGCAACUGCCUUCCUCUGCGGUUUUGGGUCAACGUGAUCAAAAACCCUCAGUUUGUCUUUGACAUCCACAAGAACAGUAUUACAGACGCCUGUCUGUCAGUGGUGGCUCAGACCUUCAUGGACUCCUGCUCGACGUCUGAGCAUCGCCUGGGCAAAGACUCUCCGUCAAACAAGCUCCUCUAUGCUAAAGACAUCCCGAACUACAAGAGCUGGGUGGAGAGAUAUUACCGAGACAUCAGCAAGAUGCCAAGUAUCAGCGAUCAAGACAUGGAUGCCUAUCUAGUAGAGCAGUCCCGUCUCCAUGGCAAUGAGUUCAACACACUGAGCGCGCUCAGUGAACUGUACUUCUACAUCAACAAGUACAAGGAAGAGAUUUUGACAGCCCUGGACAGAGACGGUUACUGUCGCAAACACAAGCUACGACACAAACUGGAACAAGCCAUUAACCUGAUGUCUGGCAGCAGCUGAGGGCGGUGACGGAUUGGACGGGACGGGAGGGGAAGCGUUCAGGGGAUUUGGGGGGAGGGUUGAAACUGAAUUGAUGGAGUCCGGCGGACCGACCCGUGUCAGAAUAUCCACGGCUUGUGCUAGCAGAAGGUGAGGCUAAAACACUGGACAAUCAACUCUAAAGGAACCACAGCACAGCAUACGAAGCCCAAUGUUUUUCUGGACCAGAACCUGUACGCCCAAACGCCCGCACUCCCUAAUGCCCAGACCGAACGCCGUUCAUAUCGGCCUGCCUAACAAACUAUUCAACACGGACUACUGUGGAUCAGAUACAUUCCAAUGAGGAAAGGUGCACGUGCUCUUGCCUUGGAAGCCAAAUUGCCAAGAUAGUGCCAUGGAAGAAAAUAUCUGACUUUCUGGGAGAGAAAAGCAGCAACAUGUUUUAGUAAUGCAUUCGGCGGGUAAUCUGAAAACAGUUCUUCAUAUCAACAGUUCUUCAUAGAGACGCCUCAAAAACAAUCACAAUCGUGCGACGAGCUCCAUUAACAGAAAUGAAGAUAUUUAUAUCGGAAUGAAUCAAUAAUGGAGACCAAAUGCAUUAUGGGUAGUGUUGAGGCUGGGCUGAAUGGGAGGAACCUUCUCCUCCUCGUCUCGAAAUUGCCAUAGACCUAUAAAAGCGCCUUUCUCUCGUUUUCGUUCUUUUUUUGUGAUUACGGGGCCAAAUGGACCUCUUCUUGUCAAGAGGUAUGGAUCAGCAUCUUUUGAAGCUUGCCUUUUCGUUGCGUCCGGAUAUGACUCCCCGAACCCUUGCCGAAAUGUACCCCAGGAUGGGCGAUCGUCCCUUGGGGGGGGGGGCAUUUCUGCUCCCUUUGCUUUUUUGUACACCGCUGUGUUACUGUGAGGUUUGGAGUGUUUACUCGGAUUCUGUGGUUCUUCUCCACGACUGCGUUGGCGAGGGCCGAGUUUUGUCCCUUGAUGACAGGCAUCUUUAAUGUAGUAGAUCCAUCUAGAGCAAUAACUCUCAGAUUUACCUGCAAGCCAUGAGUUUAAGUUCCCUGUGUGUUCAGAUUCACCGUCCUGACUCUAAAUUUUCAACGUUAGCAGUUGGCGAGUCGCGCUCUUUUUCAUUUCCCUGUUGUUGUUCCGUCCAAAUGGCAGCCAAAACGUGUUCACAAUGCCAAGCACAACGAAGGGACGACUGUUCAACUCGGAUUGUUUUCUCGCCGUUUCAGCAGGCCAAUGCAAUUUUUGACACGGAAGUCCGCAGCUAGACAAAUCUCGUCCGUUCUUCAGUCGUCCCCCGUACAACCUUGUCAAGGUUCUUGCUUGAUCGAUUAUAACGAUUGUGUCGAUUCUGUCUGUAUACACAAACAACAAGGCCUUAAGUCAUUUUCUCUUCUCUUUAUCGGACUUUUCUCAUCUCCGUGGCGGUGGCGUCGCCCUCUGCUGCCACGGAGGUGAACUGCAAACCGUUAUAUUCCAGGUACUCGAAUUGUGAUACGUCCGUGAAUUUCAAAGUACUCUCAGCUGUUUUCUAUUCCUUGCUAUAUGUGGUUCUGAGUUCUGCUCUGUCUAGUUGCGUAUCGAUUGUGUUUUUGUGUUGCGUAAAAUCACCGAGAAUGUACAGCAUGAAUAACUGAGCAUAUCUUGCAAAAAUCUUUGCCUCAUUAUACAUGUUCCAGUUUUAGACACAAAAUACCUUCAGACGAUCACAGCCAGGACAACAGGGAGAACUAUUUGCUUUCAACAUCGUCUUUAAAAUGUAAAAAACCUACUUCACCAAGGUCAGUUCGAGCAAACAAACACCCAUCGUAAUGUGGGAUCAUUAAAACAGUAGGGAAAUCCAUCGGGGCCUUAUUAAUUGAGUUUGAAUGAAAAUAUUCAAUGACCAUCAAAGUGAAUCACGUACCUUUGAAUACAUCUUACGUCGAUAGAUUUUGCCCUUUCUUACCCUGUGGUAUUGGAUUUGCUAAUAACUACUAAUCGUUAUUGCCUUAAUUUGGCUACAAAAGAACAACUUUUGGUUUAGGAACUCUAGACCUCAUCCCGCAGGGUCAUGGUUUGAAAACUUGUGCAUUUCAACAGCAUAAUGUAUCUGGAUAUUUUAAACUCUCACUGAAUGUAAUUAAACCUGCCUUCAAAUUUGCCGCAUGGAUUUGGAUGGGAUAACAAGAUUCCCCGUUCAUCAUCAAAAGCCAAAUUUUUGUUGUUGGAAUUGUGAAGGCAGGAUGUUUUGAACUAAAUGUGGGGCUCAUUAACAUAUGAAAAAGUUGCAGGAUGAUAAUUAAGCAGAAUCUUUUUGAACAUUGGUUUGUUUUUCUGUUGGGGGAAUGGGGUCAGCUCAUGAAUCUGGAUCCGUUAUGGCAUUUCAACCUCUUGCAACACGAUACAUCAGGAAUUACUGCCUGUUUGCCAAAGCUGCAUCGUCAGCAAUGCAGGUGCGAACCCAAUAUCCGACGUCUGGAACGAACCACUUUGAGAAAUGAAACGCAAUCAUAAAUCUACGUUAAAAAAGCUGAAAACUAAACAUCAGUGGUUGAAAUUUUUUGAUUUAGCACCUCUUGGUUGAAACCACGCCGUCAGGUUUACAUCUGAUUUUCUAUACUGUGAGUAAAGCCAAACGUACUGUGGGGGAAGUGGACUUAGCUUGGUCGCGUACAUACUGCCUGUAAGAUAACUCUGACUAUCGUUAAGUGCAACUGCCCACCGGGGUGUUUUUAGGUAGACUGGUGAAGACAGAGCUAACACUAACGACGCCUCGGCCGAUAGCCAUAUAUCAGAAAUCGCCCGUUUCGUUUCGUACAGCAGAACUCAGAGCCAAAUGAGGCGCUUUGCAGUUUGUUUUCGUCGUGUGGUGAAACGGCAUACUCUUAAAAGCACCUGUAACUUGUGAGGAACGGAGCGGAGUGAGUGGAAAAAUAACUGUGGUGUUUUUUCAGUAGAUACAGUAGAAGAAAAUGUCUGUUUUAGAUCCAUAACUACAUUUCAGUCAAUGUUCUAGUUAUAAAAGAAGAAGAAAAAGAAAAAAACAUUUUGUCUCAGAUGAAUUAAUUCUAAUUUAUUUGUCGGUUUGUCUCUUUAUCCCAAAUGUUUUAAUCAAUUUUAUUGUAACAGACUUGUUUACAGUGUCAGAAAUAUAUGGAGUUUAUUAACGUGUCUGGAGAGCUUUGUGACUGACUGGUUGAUUGGAUGACUGGUUAAUGGGCAACUGCUAUGCCUAGUCCUUAAUUCUAUAUAAAUAUAUAAAUAUAUUUUGUAUAAUUAUUGGACUGAAAUGUUUUUUUGUUUUUGUUUAAAUUAUUGUUUUAAUUCCGUUUUAAUUCGUUAAGUAGUUUGAGGGAGUCGUGAGAAAGAGUCUAAAACUCUGGCUGCAAUGAAGUGUUUUGUAUAUAUUUGCACCUUUUUUUUUUUACUCUGUGCGAGGU
This is a messenger RNA of Sinocyclocheilus rhinocerous, 9331 nucleotides long. Its product is annotated as plexin A3-like. Bases 294 to 5927 code for a protein of 1877 amino acids. The transcript has 31 exons. Gene Ontology annotation, cellular component: plasma membrane; semaphorin receptor complex. Lineage: Eukaryota; Metazoa; Chordata; Actinopteri; Cypriniformes; Cyprinidae. The record is from RefSeq and is a predicted model, not a curated record. Gene Ontology annotation, molecular function: semaphorin receptor activity; protein binding. Gene Ontology annotation, biological process: semaphorin-plexin signaling pathway; regulation of cell migration.